GGAACAGAUUUUAUCAAAGAAAUUAUCAAUGCUACUUCCGGUUAAAAAGUAACUUCCGGUUAAGACAAUUUAGACAAAAUUUAUGAUUUCUUAGCAUUUUAGCGAAUUCGAUGGAUUCAUAUGACAUACUUGCAAAUCAGCCUGUUGUCAUAGACAAUGGGUCUGGUAUAAUCAAAGCUGGUUUUGCUGGAGAUCAAGUUCCAAAGUACCACUUUCCAAAUUUCAUAGGAAGGCCUAAACAUGUACGAGUUAUGGCAGGGGCACUUGAGGGAGAUAUGUUUCUGGGACCAGAGGCAGAGGAGCAUAGAGGGUUGUUGUCUAUACGUUACCCUAUGGAACAUGGUAUAGUAAAAGAUUGGAAUGAUAUGGAGAGGAUCUGGCAAUAUAUUUACUCAAAAGAUCAAUUACAAACAUUUUCAGAAGAGCAUCCUGUAUUAUUGACAGAAGCCCCUUUAAAUCCUAGAAAGAAUCGAGAAAAGGCUGCAGAAAUAUUUUUUGAAACAUUUAAUGUUCCGGCAUUGUUUAUGUCAAUGCAAGCUGUUCUAAGUUU
Molecule: messenger RNA, 550 nt
Organism: Ruditapes philippinarum (Manila clam)
Lineage: Eukaryota; Metazoa; Mollusca; Bivalvia; Venerida; Veneridae
Product: alpha-centractin
Exons: 5
Source: RefSeq, a predicted model, not a curated record